AUGGUUGCAAAGUUCAAUUGGGGACGGAUGGUCUUAACAGUAGCGACCAUCCUAAUACCUCUGGCUGCUGGAUGGCAACGAGGUUAUCAAGAUUAUAGAGUGUGCAGAUUUCAUGAACAGGAUUACGAAACUGUGAUGAGCCGUAUCAAAUCUGGGACACCCAUGGACUACGAUGUUUGGGCAAGGAAUAGUGAAUUUGUCGAUGUCAGAUUACCCAAAUGGUUGGGUCAAGUGGAAGGUUGUGAAGUCAUAAUCGAGGAUUUAGACGAUGCUAUUGAAGCUACGAUGUCUCAAGAAGUGGAGGGAAAUGGGGAUUCCCUAAGUGACCAGACGGCUUUCAAAUUUGACAAUGGAGAUUUCUUCUUUCAAGGAUUCAGAGAUUUGGAAACUAUUUAUACGUGGUAUGAUUUAUUAGAACGUGCUUUCCCGAACUUAGUUAAAGUAGAGGUUGUCGGUGAGACCUGGGAAGGUAGAGCUUUGAAAGCAUUGCACAUCUCAACUAAUAAUCCUGAGACCAAUCCCGAGAAAAAGACUAUAGUGAUAACAGGUGGUGUUCAUGCUAGAGAGUGGAUUAGUGUUUCAUCAGCAUGUUGGACUGUGCACCAACUAUUGACACGUUAUGGACAAUCGAAAAGAGAAACUAAAUAUCUAGACUAUUUGGAUUUCUUAAUCAUACCAGUUUUCAAUCCGGAUGGUUAUGCCUACACCUGGCAACACGAUCGUUUGUGGAGGAAAAAUAGACAGGAAACUUACUGGCCCAAUUGCCCCGGUAUUGAUAUUGAUCAUUCUUUUGAUUUCCAAUGGAAUAGUACUGAAGAAUUUCCCUGUAGUGAAGAUUACAGUGGUGAAAGGGCCUUUGAAGCCAUCGAGGCAGAUUCUUGGAACAACUUUUUAAACGGUACAAAGGGUCAGUACAAAAUCCACGGAUACUUGGACUUCCAUUCGUACUCACAAGAAGUUCUUUAUCCUUAUGCAUACUCCUGCGAUGCAUUACCAAGAGAUUAUGAAAAUCUAUUAGAGUUAUCCUUUGGCUUGGCAAAAGCCAUUCGUAACAAAUCGGGUAAACACUACAAGGUAAUCUCCGCGUGCGAAGACCGUGGUUCAGAUUUAUCGCCUGGAUUGGGUUCAGGUUCCGCACUUGAUUUCAUGUAUCACCAUAGAGCCCAUUGGGCAUUUCAAUUAAAACUAAGAGACACUGGAAAUUUAGGAUUUUUGUUACCAUCCAAAUACAUCGAACCAGUUGGUAAAGAAAUCUAUGCCGCUGUUAGUUAUUUCUGUUCGUUUAUUUUAAACCCUGAACUAUAG
This is a messenger RNA of Zygosaccharomyces rouxii, 1305 nucleotides long. RefSeq names its product putative metallocarboxypeptidase (gene ECM14). Gene Ontology annotation, biological process: proteolysis. The coding region runs from base 1 to 1305 and encodes 434 amino acids. The record is from RefSeq and is a predicted model, not a curated record. Gene Ontology annotation, molecular function: metallocarboxypeptidase activity; zinc ion binding. NCBI's taxonomy places the organism in Eukaryota, Fungi, Ascomycota, Saccharomycetes, Saccharomycetales, Saccharomycetaceae. The transcript has a single exon.